Messenger RNA from Brassica rapa (field mustard), 1946 nucleotides. RefSeq names its product GDSL esterase/lipase At1g71691. Gene Ontology annotation, molecular function: hydrolase activity, acting on ester bonds. NCBI's taxonomy places the organism in Eukaryota, Viridiplantae, Streptophyta, Magnoliopsida, Brassicales, Brassicaceae. The record is from RefSeq and is a predicted model, not a curated record.
AAAACUCGAUAUGUUUUUUUAACUCGAAUUAACUGAAAAACCAGAACCGAACUGAAUCGAAAUCGAACCGAGAACUGAGUGGCCAUGGGUAUACUAUAUAGACAUGCAUUAAGAAACAAUUUCAUGUAUAUACAGAUAAUAAAAAUGAUUUUAUAGACAUGCAUGAAGAAACAAUACAUGUAUGCUACAUAACUCACAUAUUGUAAUUAUCGUGAGUGGCUGUUAUUACUGUGUGGUAGAUUACGGAUACACGCAUUUACUUCCCUUCACCAAACCCCUCUCUCUCCCUCUAUAAAUAUCUAAAAUUCCAUUUUCCUCACCAAAGAAUCAACCCUACAAACUUAACUUUCAAGCUCAAACAACUUUACACUAUGGCUUUCCACUUCCGGCGACUUUGCAUGUCCUCUGCUCUUCUGGUGGUAGUUCUCCAAAUCCUGCAUGGCGUAUCCGGCCAACUUGUUGUGGUUGAGGACCCUGUUUCUGCUUCUCCGCCACCAUUGGUCGAACAAGACGGCAGUGAUGGCAUUGUGCCCGCACUGUUUGUGUUUGGUGACUCUCUCAUAGACAAUGGGAACAACAAUAACAUCCCUUCCUUUGCUAAAGCUAAUUACUUUCCUUAUGGCAUCGAUUUCAAUGGAGGUCCUACCGGUAGGUUCUGCAAUGGCUUGACCAUGGUCGAUGGUAUUGCCCAACUAUUGGGGUUGCCGUUGAUUCCGGCGUACUCGGAAGCUACCGGAGAUCAAGUGCUACGUGGUGUCAACUACGCUUCCGCAGCAGCGGGGAUUCUUCCUGACACCGGAGGAAACUUUGUGGGGCGAAUACCGUUCGACCAGCAGAUUCAUAACUUUGAGACAACGUUAAAUCAGGUGGCUAGUAAGUCCGGUGGUGCAGUGACAAUUGCAGACUCGGUGGCUCGAAGCUUGUUCUUCAUUGGAAUGGGAAGCAACGACUAUCUCAACAAUUACUUGAUGCCCAACUUCCCUACCCGUAACCAAUACAACGCUCAACAAUUCGGUGACCUCUUGGUUCAGCAAUACACCAAUCAACUCACCAGAUUGUAUAAUCUAGGUGGUAGAAAAUUUAUAGUGUCCGGACUUGGAAGAAUGGGGUGCAUUCCUAGUAUUCUAGCUCAAGGAACCGACGGUAAAUGCUCGGAAGAAGUUAACCAACUUGUUCUUCCUUUCAACACAAACGUCAAGACAAUGAUCACUAAUCUCAACCAGAAUCUUCCUGAUGCUAAAUUCAUUUACCUCGAUACCGCUAAUAUGGUCCAAGACAUCACCACUAACCCAGCCGUCUAUGGGUUUACUACUUUGGACAAGGGAUGUUGUGGGAUAGGACGGAACAGAGGGCAGAUCACUUGUCUUCCCUUUGAAACUCCUUGUCCUAACAGAGAGCAGUACCUGUUUUGGGAUGCUUUUCAUCCCACGGAGAAAGUUAAUCUCAUAAUGGCCAAGAAAGCGUUUGCUGGUGACCGCACUGUCGCGUUUCCUAUCAACAUUCAGGAACUGGCUAGUCUCAAUUAGAGACCAUCUUUUUUAUUCAAGAAAAAGUAAAAGAACUUCGUGUUCUGUCUUUGUAGUUUGUCCUUGUAACGUUUUUGAGUUUCUUUCGUAUUAAAAAACUUAGUUAAAUCGUUUUGCCUCUUUCAGCGCAUUGUGAAACAUAUAUGAGAACAUUAGAACUGAGCCCUGUUACGUUUUUAAGGUUGGUGAAUACACAUAUAAACUCAACAGCCAAAAAGGAUAGCUCAGUCCCAUUAUUGAGAAGUUUUAUUACCAUCCAAAACCAAAAGCUUUGAAUUCUACACAGCCAUUUAAGCUUUUAACUGCAGUAAAAAAUCUAUAGACUUCACAAAAAGAGGAAAAUAUGCUUAAAAUCUUCAAGUUCAGAGCCACUGGUUUUAGCAUGAAAAAGUCUAAAAAUCUUAUGUUAUGAGAAAAUUU